Molecule: messenger RNA, 1743 nt
Organism: Suillus clintonianus
Lineage: Eukaryota; Fungi; Basidiomycota; Agaricomycetes; Boletales; Suillaceae
Exons: 4
Coding region: 121-1413 (430 amino acids)
Molecular function (GO): protein binding
Source: RefSeq, a predicted model, not a curated record
GUGACGUAGUCUCCUGAGUAGUCAUCUAAAGUCAGGAGCAGUGACACAGUCGUUUGACUCGUUUCUUCUUGAUUACCAAGGUGUAGUUCUGUGUAGUUGGUCUCGACGGAAUCAACAACCAUGUCCACUGGCAGAAGCGUCGUCCCCACCGAAGACGAAGUCCGAAAGGCCGUUAUCAAGCUAAAACAGAGUAACCCUGCCUCUGGCGUCGCCAAAAUCCACAGCCUCGUACUUGACGCCAAUCCAUCAUGGACGGUCAGCGAAAAACGCGUUCGAAAGAUCUUGCAGAGUGAAGGCCUCGUCGGGACGCCCAGUAGCACAACCAACACCAUCCAUCCGUCAUCUCGCCUCAACAAGAGCCUUGAUGUCAACAAGUUAACCAGUCGGGUGGAAGUCAAGUACUUUGACGCAAUCAAGGGGAAGGGUCUCAUUGCUAAAGAAAAGAUAUCAAAAGGGGAUGUUUUGUGGAAAGAGGAUCCCUUCAUCCUGGCCCCAGAAUGGGAUAUAUACGAUCUCCAGCACUCAUCUGAGGCAUGCUCCCUCUGCUCGUCCAUCAUCCGCGAUCAUUCCCCGUUGCAUAUAUCCUGUGAGGCCUCCACAACUGCAACUCCCUGCACAGCAAGAUACUGCAAUAGACUCUGUCGUCUGCAGGCGGAAAAAGUGCACCCUCUCCUAUGUUCUGCACGCAAUCCUGCAUCUGUACCACUCCUUGCCUUCGCAAGAGAUGCGCAGUGGAUGGCCCUGCAUGCUCUCGCGCAAUGUACCAGCCGACUUUUACUUGCUUCUCAGCAAGAUGCUGCAACGUUCGAGCUGGACUGGGAAGUAGUUCAGGGCCUCGCUGAGCUUGGGAUGGAAGAACGCGCUCAGUGUCUUCGCGAGCAGGGACUGGAGCCCGAUCGCACAAAUUGGCGGAAAGCCUUUGAGUUGUACUUGCAAGCAUUCAAAGAUCCUCGGACCCCUGCUGAGCAGAAAAAACUGGCACGCAUCUUGAAGAAGCCAAUCCCCGAAGUGCUGCAGCAAGUCACUUUCGAAUAUCAGGCCUUCUUACGUGGCUUGGGUCGUAUGAGUCUCAAUCUGGAGGCUCAUGGUGGACUGUACAGACUACACUCUCACCUUAAUCACAGUUGCACUCCUAACGUCUCCAUAAGGCACUUGGACCAGCGCACCGCCCUCUCGCGCAUCACGGUGAUCGCGAAGGAGGAUUUCGAAGUAGGACAGGAGCUUCUAAUCACGUACACUAACCCCCAGAGCAAUCUCAGGGAUCGGCGCCGGAGAUUAUCAGAGUGGGGGUUCGGAGCUUGCCAGUGCGAGCGUUGUGUGGCAGAAGAGAAGGUUUGGAAAGAAACAGAUAACAACACGCAGGAAACAGAUGAUCUCGCAGAUCAGCUUAAAGCCAGCCUAGGGGUGUUAUAGGAUGGGCUCAUCAAAUCAGCGAUUAGGAUUAAUUUCCGUUCUGCAAGCGUUCGUGGUCCCCGUUCUCCUUUGCAGGCAUGCUGGCAUGAUCUCAACGAUCUUUCUCCACCGUCACCAUUGCAGGGAUUCAUAAUGAUUUUGCUCCAAGCUUUAAGAUUUGGAUCUUUCGGCUUUGUUCCAUUGUAUCGGAUGUAUCAUUUCCAUCAGAACAAGUACGUGGUCGGCGACUGCAACGGUAAAACUCGUGCGGCGCAAUAUAUUUCGUCAGCGGGGGGAGAUCUCAUUCAGAUCAGUGACUAUACCAUUACACAUGUGGCACUGUCUGGGUCA